Messenger RNA from Apiotrichum porosum, 1638 nucleotides. RefSeq lists its product as uncharacterized. Lineage: Eukaryota; Fungi; Basidiomycota; Tremellomycetes; Trichosporonales; Trichosporonaceae. Gene Ontology annotation, molecular function: transmembrane transporter activity. The record is from RefSeq and is a predicted model, not a curated record. Bases 1 to 1638 code for a protein of 545 amino acids. Gene Ontology annotation, biological process: transmembrane transport. Gene Ontology annotation, cellular component: membrane. The transcript has 6 exons.
AUGAACGAGAAGGAAGUAUCAGCCCCAGUGGUCACCCACCUGGAAGCCAUGACCUCCAUCGACAGCACCGAUCCAAAGGUGCGGGAUGUCACCAACCUCGAUGCCGCCGCUCGCUUUAUUGUAGAGCACGGUGAAACUGCCACGGAGAUUACCGCCGAGGAGAGCGCUGCCGUUCGCCGCAAGAUUGACAAACGUCUCAUGCCGCUCAUGGCAAUUAUGUAUCUCAACCAGCAGCUCGAUAAAAGCGCUAUCUCCUUUUCCUCGGUGUUCAACUUUCAGAAGGACACAGGCCUACAUGGCACCCAGUUUGCGUGGCUGUCGACGAUUGUUUACAUCGGCGCCCUUAUCGGCCAGCCUCUGGCGGUCUACGCUCUUGCCCGCCUGCCGGUCGGCUACUACGUCUCUGCAAACUACGUUGCAUGGUCCAUCUGCAUGCUGUGCAUGACUGCUUGCACCAGCUUUACAGGCCUCGCCGCCCUUCGCUUCCUGCUGGGCCUCUUUGAGGCGAGUAUCGCACCGACCAUGAUGAUUGUCACUGCCAUGUGGUGGACCCGCCGUGAGCAAGGCUUCCGCUCGCAGUGGUGGUACCUCCAGAAUGGUUUCUCCAGCAUUUUCGGAUCCCUCUUGACUUAUGGCUUGGGCCAUAUCGACAACUCCGUCCUCAAGCCCUACCAGCGUAUUUUCCUCGCCAUUGGUCUCAUCUCGUUUUGUUGUUCGAUCCCCAACGCCCUUCUCUUCCCAAACAGCCCGGUUACGGCCAAGUUUUUGAACGAAAACGAGAAGCGUAUCGCCCUUGAGCGUGUCCGAUACAACCAAACUGGUGUCCAGGGACAGCACUUCAAGUGGGAGCACGUUCGCGAAGUCGCCCUGGACCCAAAGACAUAUCUCCUUAUUGGCAUCAUUCUUCCCAAGGCUAUCACUGCCGGCGGCCUCGGAACCUUUGGUCCUCUUGUCCUGCAAGGGCUGGGAUACAACCAGUUCCAGACGACCCUCUUCAACAUGAUCCCAGGCGCCAUCCAAAUCGUCUUUGGCUUUUUUGCAGGCUGGUGGAUGACCAAGUACAAGUACAAGUCGCCCAUGCUCAUGCUCCUUGUCGUCAUUUCGCUUGCGGGGUCCAUCGGCAUGUACAUUUCUCCACGUGGCGAGCAAUACCGCCCUCAGCUCUUGGCGUUCUACAUGCUUCUCCAGUUCUCUGGAUCGGCUGCGCCUCUUGUGUUUGCGUGGGCCAACACCAACACUGCUGGAUCGACCAAGAAGGCCACCAUCGCCUCGGUCGAGUGGACGUUUGUGUGCAUUGGCAACGCCAUUGGCCCUCAGCUCUUUGCGCACGACGUCGGACCUUACUACUUUAUCGCCCUUCGCUCUCAGGUGAUCUCGCUGUCUGUCAUCAUCCUCUGCGUGGUCGCCAUGGCGACCUGGUUGCACAUGCUUAACAAGCGCAACGCGCGCAGGCGUGCAGCCCGUGGUGCGAGCGAAAACCUGGUCGACCUUUCUCUGGAGGCUGAGAGCAAGUGGGCCGAGCUUAGGGAGAAGCAACUCGAGUUCAACACCACGGCGGGAACGACCACACAGAUCGGCGAGCAGGCAUUCCUUGACUUGACCGACCUGGAGAACGACACCUUUAUCUAUUCGUUCUGA